Bolinopsis microptera is the source of this 3249-nucleotide messenger RNA. Its product is annotated as DNA repair protein XRCC1-like. The transcript has a single exon. The record is from RefSeq and is a predicted model, not a curated record. Gene Ontology annotation, biological process: base-excision repair; single strand break repair; double-strand break repair via nonhomologous end joining. Gene Ontology annotation, molecular function: damaged DNA binding. NCBI's taxonomy places the organism in Eukaryota, Metazoa, Ctenophora, Tentaculata, Lobata, Bolinopsidae. Gene Ontology annotation, cellular component: nucleus. The coding region runs from base 1074 to 2945 and encodes 623 amino acids.
ACCUUCUGCUGCUUCUUACUCUAAUCUCCAAUCUGCUCCUGCUCAUUCUGACCCUAUCGCUGCUGGUCCAUGUUCUGAUACUUUUGCUGCUGGUUCAUUUUCAAAUGAACUAUCAAUUAGCGACUUCCAGAUGGAGAUUAACCUACCAAAUUGUCAAAGAAAUGAUAUUCAAUUGCAAUGCAAGAUAGCUGAGAUCCAACAGGAAACUAACACAUUAAUAAGGUUGAACAAUCCCAGAAUGUGUUCCAUCUCUGGAAAGGAGAGUAACUGCAAGGAAGCUGAAAAUUUGGUGCAAGAGAUUGUGAAUGAGUUAGUAGUGGAACGAGGCUCAAUGGAUAUCUGGGUUGAAACUUCAUCUUUAGGUCGCAUUGCUGGCAAAAGGAAAGCAAGACUCAGACAAAUAGAAAGAGAUUACCAUGUGCAAGUCGAUAUUAAAUACAAUAUUCGCGAGGGAGAUGAUACUAAAGUUAUUCUAAUCGGGCCUAAAGAGGAUGUGCUCAAUGCAAGGGACCAUAUUUAUGACAUUGUCGAUAAAGUGGUUUAAAAUUCACAUUCGAUUUUAUACGUAUGACUUAUAAUCGUAAUAAUAUAUUAUAUAAUAAGUUUUUUGUACUAGUUAUUUGAUUUUUGGAAUAAUCAUAAUGCAGUGAUUAGAACUUCAAUGAAAACAGGAAAAUAUUUAAAGGAAUUUUGAGAUCAAUUUUAUCGUUACUGAGCCGUUUUUAUAAAAAUUAUGUCAAUUCAAUUAAUAUUAAUUUGAUUGCACAAUGUACAUCGCACAUGUAGAUUAUUAUGAAAUUGUUUGUACAAGAGAGUUAUGUCAAAGUUGUCGGCUUCGUAUUAAUGCAUAUAACGCUUUAAAUUUUUGUUGUAAAAUGAUGAAUUUAAGACAGUUAUUCUAAUAUAACAGAUAUUAUAAAGUUAUAAGUGGGUUAUAGAUAUUAUUCAGUUAUUCUGUGAUUUGAAAUUAAACCGAUGAUAACAUUACCUUGUUAUUAUCUAAUAAAAUACUCUAUACAGUAAAGAGUUUUUAGAAACUACAACCUGAUUAAAUUAUAACAUUCCUCCCUAGGAUGGCACCUAUAAAGAUCACAAGUGUGGUAUCCUGCAGUACAGAAGACAAAGUGGCUUGUGCUAAGAACCUGUUAUAUUCUGACAGCUUCAAAAAGUGGGCUACAGAAAAACCUGGUCUUGCAAAGGCAUCAGUCAUACUCCAGCUAGAGUCUGAACAACAGAUAACUGGUAUUGAUAUCGGGAACAACGGUUCAGCUUUUGUAGAAGUUCUGGUGGCCAACGGUGCCAAUGAUACCGAGUUUGAGAAUCUGAUAGUCAUGUCCUCCUUCAUGACGCCUUCAGAGUCUCGAGCCCAAACAAACAGGUUUAAAAUCAGGAUGUUUGGAAAAGAAGAGCUCUGUAAACAGACUGCUGAUAAAAAGUGGGAUCGCAUUAAGAUCGUGUGUACUCAACCUUACAAUAAAAACACAGGCUAUGGUUUAUCUGUUGUGACUGUGCAGGGUAUUAACAAACCCUUGUCUAAGGUAGCUGCCGCCCCACUAAAAGUAAUGGAUCCUGUUAGUAGACCAUCUGUUUCUAGCAUCGCUGCAAAAUCACCUGUUGUGAAGAAACAGAGAGUAUUAGAAAGUGGAGGCAACAAACAGGGAAAGGCAGCGUCUAAUUUACUUUCAAAACUACAGCAAAACAAGGCUUCUACCUCAAAAGAAGCUUUGGAUAGGUUGAAGGAGUCGGGAGACCAGGGAUUUAAAAGAGUUUCCGGAUCUGUCGUUGACAUCAGAGAUGACGAUGAUGAUGAUGAUGAUAAGCCCUCUAGUAGCAACAAAACUAGAGUUAAAACUCCUCCUCCGAAAACCAAAGUUUCAACAUCUGCCACUCCAAAACGUGAUAUCUCCCAGCUGUUGAGUGACGUUGUGUUUGUUCUUAGCGGGUUCCAAAACCCUCUAAGAUCUGACAUUAGGGAGUUAGGAAUAUCCAUGGGAGGUCAGUACCGGCCUGACUGGUGUCCCCAAGCAACUCAUCUUAUUUGUGCUAUUCCAAACACUCCUAAAUUCAACCAGGUUAAAGGAAAGGGGAUCAUUGUGAAGAAGGAGUGGCUAUUUGAUUGUAAAAAGGAGAAGAAGAGAGUGUCUGAGGGCAGGUACAGACUAGAUAAAUCUUCUAAAUCCUCGAGUGAGGAUGAAACAUCAGAUGACGAAGACGAUGAUUCAAAAGUGAGCAUACAACCCAAAAAUAGUCCUUUAAAACGGAAACUUUCUAAGAAGAUUCAAUAUGCAGAAAGUAGCGAUAGUGAUGAAGAGACCGCACCAAGUAAAAAGAGGAAGACGAAUGAUGGAUCUGACGAGGAAUUCGCCCCUACUCAUAGUCAGAUAGUCUCCUCUUCUGAUGAGGAAGACGAAGCAGAGGUAGAAGAAGAAGAAGAAGUAGAAGAAAUUGUAGAUAGAUCAGAAAAGCAUUCGAAGAAGCCCGUCAGAAAUCAACCACUAGAGAUAAGCUCAGACGAGGAAGUGAACCCCGACUCUAAACCACUUCUCCCUGAUAUAAGUGACAGUGAGUCUGAGUCUGGUGAUGUCCCAGUCUAUGAAGCUGAUACUGAUGAGGAGACAGAAACUAGUGUUAUUAAACGUCUGGGUCUUCCACCUCUCCCGGACUUUUUUGCUGGACACAGAUUCUUCAUACAUUCAGAUAGUUUCCAGGACGCUGAAGACUUAAGACAGUUACACAGAUAUCUGGUGGCGUAUGGUGGGAAGGUUCAUGAUCAUAUGUCUCCGGAGGUCAUGUUCAUUAUCACUAAAUCAGACUGUUGGUUAUCAGAUUUUAAACAAGCUUUACUUGUAAACUCUAAAAUUAAGUUUUUGCAGAGCUCUUGGGUUGAAGAGUCAAGUGAUCAGUUGUCGGCUGUUCCUAAAACUCCUUAUUAUAUCAAUCAAUGAUGAUAUCUUUUCUAAGAAUUAUGAAUAUUAAUCAUCGAUAUAAUACAGAUUGCAGAGUAUGUGCCAGACUGAUAUCGUUUUAUAUUAUUCCACUCUAUCUUAAGUCAAUUAUUAUAAUAUAUUAUUCAUAGAGUUGUUGAAAUUUUCUUUGGUAUCAGUCAUCUAUUAUCAUAUCUGACAAAGCCAUGGCAACUUUAAGUAGAUAGUCAUAUUUCAAAUGUAAUUGAUUUAAUUUAUGUAAUUUAUGUAUCCAACUUUUAGAACACAGAGAUUCUUGUGUUGUUGUUUUCAAGAAGUAUUUUAA